AUGGUCGGCCUGGUGGAGGACGACAGCUUUGAGAGCAGAGCUCUUGCGCGCUACAAAUGUCUGGGGGAAGACACAGGUCCCCUGCUGACUGCCAGGCUGUGCCAGACAACAUGCUUGGAGGCGUCUAUCACAUUGGGGGAGGCGGCGAGCAAUUCUGCCUUCUAUGUGGCUUUCCUGGUGGCUUUGAAUUCCAUUUGCCAAAGGGAAGGCCUCAACACGGGUGCCACGGUCACUCCAACAGGAAGACAGCAGGUGCAGGUGUCCACAUACCUGGACGCAUAUGAAAGCUGGCAUGGCUUCUUGACGGGCUUUGACAGCACCGUAAUCUUCUGGCGCAUGCCCGAGCAGCAGAAUUUGCUGCGCUGCACCAGAGCUUUCCACAGCACAGCCACAGACCCCACCAUCAUAAUGCUGCUGUACCACAUGAUGACGGAGAGCGAGGUGCUACGCUUGGAGAAGGAAGAGGUGCCGGAGAGGAAGCGCAGGAACGACAAGGAUCGUGAACCGAGGGCUGGGAAGAGGCAGCGACAAAAGGCAAAACGACAAAGCGCUGAGUUGACCAGCAGCAGCGGCAGCCGACUUCUUGACCCGUCUCUGGUGCCCAUCGAUGAGCUGAACCUCAGCAUGGCCCUCGCCCACACAGAAAGCAGUCCAUUUAUGCUUGGUUGGUACAUGAAUGUGGAGUGCGCCAUCAAGGCAGGGGAUGUGGACAAGUGCGACGUGGCGCCCUACUUCCGGGGACCCUCUUUUCUGGAGAGGCUGGCCGACCUGGACUGUGUGGUGGAUCUGCUGGAGCUAGGACGGACCUGGGGCGGUGGCAGCAUCUUCCUGGCAGCGGCUCAUGUCAAGGGUCGGCAGAGGUAA
Molecule: messenger RNA, 864 nt
Organism: Coccomyxa subellipsoidea C-169
Lineage: Eukaryota; Viridiplantae; Chlorophyta; Trebouxiophyceae; Coccomyxaceae
Exons: 5
Coding region: 1-864 (287 amino acids)
Source: RefSeq, a predicted model, not a curated record